Neurospora hispaniola is the source of this 156-nucleotide messenger RNA. RefSeq lists its product as uncharacterized. The transcript is spliced from 2 exons. Lineage: Eukaryota; Fungi; Ascomycota; Sordariomycetes; Sordariales; Sordariaceae. The annotation marks the transcript as partial. The record is from RefSeq and is a predicted model, not a curated record.
UUUGUAAAAUAUAUAAUUAGGGAUUCGAAGGUAAAAAUUAAGCGAUAUAUCGAUAAGGCCAACAAAAUAGAAGUAGCCUUUAAGGGUAACGAAAUUAAGGCCGAAUUUAUAAAGGAUAUUAUAAAUAAGAAGAUACAAUUCCUUAUAAGUAAGUAG